Molecule: messenger RNA, 3265 nt
Organism: Dissoconium aciculare CBS 342.82
Lineage: Eukaryota; Fungi; Ascomycota; Dothideomycetes; Mycosphaerellales; Dissoconiaceae
Exons: 2
Coding region: 194-3265 (1023 amino acids)
Biological process (GO): phosphorylation; phosphorelay signal transduction system
Molecular function (GO): phosphorelay sensor kinase activity
Source: RefSeq, a predicted model, not a curated record
UCCCUCGUUAUGAAGUGACCAUCGUGAUUACGGCGCAUCGAGCGAGACGUGUGUUGACACUCAUUGUGGAGGGGCUGGGCUCCAUCUGCAAAGGCGAGCUUUGAUGCGACACAAUCAAUAUUUCUAUUGCAUUUCGAUAAUCGAUCGUGAGUGACACUUGAGUCUCCCAGAGUGUCGGCGCUCGCGUUUCGCGAUGGACGCUCUUCACGUCGAUGUGGAGCGCGCUUCAGUGCACGACCACCUCCCGCUUGCCGGCAAUGACGAUUUGGAGCCAAUCCCGACCGUGGCGCCUCCUCUAUGGACAGACAACAUUCCCAGGACCGAGCAUAAUGCCGUGUUUUUGGACUGCGACUUUGCAUCGACGAGCCUUGGGCCGCUUUGCCGAUGGGGUCCCGCUCUUCGGGCAUAUGCCUCGAUGAUUUUCGCGGACACUCGUCCGGCUUGCAUCUAUUGGGGCCCGGACCGUAUUGCGCUUUACAAUGCCGAAUUUGCGGUUUGCAGUGCGGGAGCUCACCCUGCUCUGAUGGGCCGGGGUUUCAGUGAGGUCUUCGCAGCACUUGCCGAAUCGAUUGGCCCAGUGUUCAAAGAAGCCACAAGAACAGGCCGAGGUCAAGAUCUCGAAAACAUUUUGCUCUUUCCGACCCGGAACGGAUACGUUGAGGAAACUUACUGGACCGGCCAGUUCAUUCCACUGCGCGGCGAGAGUGGCAAUUUUGAGGGCUACUAUAAUACGACCAUUGAGAAAACAUCACAAGUACUGCAAAAGAGACGGCGAGCAGUCGUCGACCAGAUCGCUGCUAUUCCACCGUGUGCUAUGGACCAGACCUUCACUCUGGUGGUCGAAGCUCUUCGUGGAAAUCCGAAUUGUAUUGCAAUGGCAAUGCUUUACUCGUUUGACGAAUUGGAUGCUGGCGAUGUUGAGUAUGUUCGGCUUCGUGGCAGUAUAGGUGUGCCGGAAGGGCAUCCAUGUGCAGUCCAAUCAGCAUGUCUGGAGACCAGUCAGGAAGGCAUGGUUCCAAUUUUCCGCAUGGUGAAAGCAUCCCGAAAGAUGCUUGUCGUUGAUUGCGAGGAUGAAACUACCUUGAUUCCCAGGAGUGUUUUAGAUGGGAUACAGUGGUGCGGUUAUGGCGAGCAAUCCCGAGAAAUUGCCAUCAUGCCCCUGACCAGUGGGGAAACACUGCUGGGGUUUUACGUGCAAGGCCUCAAUCCUCACAGACGAUAUGAUGAAGACUACGGCGCAAGCAUCAUCGACAUGGCGCGACAAAUCGAGGCUAGGUGGAUCGCAGCAUUGUCCUUUGAACGAUCACAGCUGCGCGAACAAGCUCUCGAACGACGCGCAAUCGAUAGUGAGAACCGCCUCAGACACAUGGCGCAGUGCGCACCGUUAGGGAUGGUCCAAAUUACCCCUGAAUUUCGAGUCCAAUGGGCGAAUGACCAAUACGAGGAGAUCACUGGGCACGAUAGUCGCAGCAAUUCUGGUCUCGACGCAUUCCUGGAGCUCGUCGCCGACGAAGACCGGGUCAGGGUCGUUGAAGAACUUCAAUCAGUCUUCAAAGGAGAGACGCGGAGCGUGCUUGAGGUACGCUUGAAGCGCACAUGGACGCCCCCAAUCGAUGUAGGAGAAUCACUCAGAGAUGUUUCUACUUGGAUCCUGGCAUCUAGCUUCCCAUUGAUAGAGAAUGGUAAGGUCAAGCUGAUAAUGGGAUAUUAUAUCGACAUCAGUCACCAGAAAUGGGCGGAGAGUGUACAAGAGCGUAACGCAGCUUCUGCGAUGCUUGACAAGCGCCGCCAAGAAGAGUUUAUCGACACGACUUCUCAUGAGAUGCGAAAUCCUCUGACCGCCAUCACGCAGUUAGCAGAUGGUAUCGCCAGGUGUGAUGACCUGAAUCGUAUGGGGUCUUUGGAGACCUAUCGAAGUAUCGUUCGCGAUAACAUCGACGCGGCCAACACGAUUCUCAUCCUUACGGCGCAUCAGAAGCGGGUGAUUGAUGAUGUCCUCAUCCUAUCAAGACUGGAAUCGCACAUGCUUUCCAUUACACCGGUGCCUGAGUCGGCUAGCAGGGUUGUUGCGAACACGGUCAAGAUGUUCGACGGAGAAGCCGCGAUGAACAACAUACACAUUGAAGUCGUCCGCGACCAAUCGAGCGAUCAUCCUAUGGCUGACUACUUACUCAUCGAUGCAUCGCGCUUGAUGCAGGUAUUGAUCAAUCUGAUUAGCAAUUCAAUCAAGUUCACGUCGACCCAGAGCUUUAAGAAGAUCACAGUGUCCUAUGGCACUCAGACUGUGCGGCCCGUCAUUAUCAGGUCCAAUUUUGGCUCGAUUGUGUGGUGUCCGCCCAAAACAGAAGAGCAACGGCAUAGCGCGUUGCCACCGUUAGAGUUUGGACAGAAAAGUUUGUAUCUCUACUUUUGCGUGCAAGAUACUGGUCCAGGUAUGACCGACGAAGAGAUGCAACGCUUGUUCAAACGAUUCUCGCAAGCAACGUCAAAAAUCCACAUCACGCAUGGCGGCAGCGGCUUGGGUCUCUACAUCUGUCGUGAACUUGCGGAAAAGCAAAGCGGUGGCAUUGGUGUGGCAUCACAACACGGCAUGGGAUCAGCCUUUGGUUUCUAUAUCGAAACUCGAGCACCGAGAAUGGACACUGCUCCCAUCUAUAACUUUCCGGGUCCUCAAACGCCGAAAUUAACUCGGGCGGCCACGGCGCUUCCAUUGACACCACGACAGCCGCGACAGUACAACGUACUCUUGGUAGAGGACAAUAUGUUCAAUCAGAAAAUUCUAGCAAAACAGCUGCGGACCGCCAUGUGUUCUGUGCAGGUUGCCAAUCAUGGUUUGGAAGCUCUACAGAUCCUUGAUCGAUGCGGGCAUUGGUCGAGGAGCGCAGAUCAGGAGAUGCCCGAGGCGUACGGGAAUGCGCCAGCUCAAUCAACGCACUCCCGCGACGGAGCUAUCGACGUCAUCCUACUGGACGUCCAGAUGCCGGUCAUGGAUGGUCUGGAGUGUUGCCGGAUCAUUCGUGAGCGAGAAAGGCAGGAAUUCGAAGACGACCUAGCAGACGGCAUUUUUCAUUUGCGUAGACCGCCUUUACCCAUCAUCGCUACUACAGCCAAUGUGCGCCAGGAGCAAAGGGAUAUGGCGCUCGCUGCAGGCAUGGACAGCGUUUUAAUGAAGCCUUUCACUGCCUCGGAUGUCCUGGAACGAAUACAUGAAAUCCUCUCGAAUCGAGCAUCGACGGCUAUCAUUGCACCCGGCAAUCCCAGGUGA